CUUCAUGUCUGUUGAUUUCCACAGUCACUUUCACCAACAUUGUUCCCAGAACCAGGAACGACUUCCUACAAUAUUCCCAUCAGCUCAAUCUGGAUCUGAACACAGUGAAUAAACGCCUCUGUCUGUCUGAGAAGAACAGAGUGAUUACUGGCACUAACACAGUCCAGCCGUAUCCUGAUCAUCCAGACAGAUUUGAUCAUGUGUUUCAGGUGUUGUGUAGAGAGAGUGUGUGUGGACGCUGUUACUGGGAGAUUGAGUGGAGUGAACGUAUGUUUGGUGUGUGUAUAUCAGUGUCAUAUAAGAGCAUCAGCAGGAAGGGACGGGGUAAAGUGUGUGUGUUUGGACGUAAUGAUCAGUCCUGGAGUUUGUUCUGCUCUUCCUCCAGUUACUCAUUCAGACACAAUAACAUACAGACUAAACUCCCAGUAAAGUCCAUCAUCAGGAGAAUAGGAGUGUAUGUGGAUCACAGUGCAGGAACUCUGUCCUUCUACAGCGUCUCUGGAGACACAAUGAGCCUCAUCCACACAGUCCAGACCACAUUCACUCAACCGCUCUAUCCUGGGUUUUGGGUUGGUAUUGGAUCAUCAGUGAAACUGUGUUGAUGAACCAGAAUAGACUGUAGAGAGAUUCUACCCAUAAUGCUUUGAGCUCAUGAUGAAUCAGUAACAGUGAGAUGUUAUAGAGUCUCUUAUUUUCUCUUCAUUACAUUAAUACUACAGCUGAACUUCUGUCAGUGAAAUAACAUGUCAGAAUAAAUGUGUGUAAUGAAUCCUCAGA
This is a messenger RNA of Megalobrama amblycephala (Wuchang bream), 777 nucleotides long. RefSeq names its product tripartite motif-containing protein 16-like. The coding region runs from base 270 to 602 and encodes 110 amino acids. Gene Ontology annotation, molecular function: protein binding. The transcript has 2 exons. Lineage: Eukaryota; Metazoa; Chordata; Actinopteri; Cypriniformes; Xenocyprididae. The record is from RefSeq and is a predicted model, not a curated record.